This is a messenger RNA of Hansenula anomala, 858 nucleotides long. RefSeq names its product Sas4p (gene SAS4). Gene Ontology annotation, cellular component: SAS acetyltransferase complex. The transcript has a single exon. The record is from RefSeq and is a predicted model, not a curated record. Gene Ontology annotation, molecular function: histone acetyltransferase activity. Lineage: Eukaryota; Fungi; Ascomycota; Saccharomycetes; Phaffomycetales; Wickerhamomycetaceae. The coding region runs from base 1 to 858 and encodes 285 amino acids.
AUGACUCGAACCAGGAUUAAUACAAAGCAAGGAGAACCAUCAGCUCCUCGGAAAUUGAGGUCAAAGGAGACACCAAAGAUUGAUUCGUCCUUGUUUAAUUACGAGGAGAAUCCAAAUAUAAUUGAUCCAGAUCAAAGAAUAUUUAUUGUUGACGAAAAGGAAGUUGGUGAAGUUUUACAAAAUGAUAUCAAAGUUGAUCAAAAAUCAUUCAGCUUUGAGACAAAUUUAAAAACUGUGGAUGAUUUGAAUAACAAAAAGAAUGGCUCUUCAAAAAGACGUAAACUGAGGAAAUCAACAAUAACUCGUCAACAACCAACAGAUCCAUUGAACGAUGAGCUUUAUAUCCCAUAUAAUAGACGGAUGGAAAAGGAGGAAAAGAAGAUGAUAAACUGGGAAAGAGAGAAAAUCUACUCUGAAGCUGAUAAGAUGAAGGCUCAAUUAGAAAAGCUGCAUCAAAACGAUUGGAUGAAAUCACUUCAGACAAUCACCUAUAUUAGAGAUCCAAGGGAUCAUAAAGAGAUGAUGGAGAAAAAAGAGUGGACAAUCGAAUCAUUGAAAGGUAUGCUCAAACGGUUCGAGGACUGGAAAAGAUGCGAAGAUAGGGUAUUGGGUAGAAUACGUGCGUCAUCGCCUUCUUUAAUCCAACAUCCAUUCAAAUAUUAUACAAACAUGCCAGAUGCUGAUUUGGUACAAGACAGUGACACUGAUGAAGAUGAAAACAAUAUGACAAUUCCACAGAUUAGAAGACUUCGUCUCAGGAAAAAACUGGAAAAGUUCGGUCCUAUCAUUAAGGUAAAAUUUGGCACAAAAGUUAUAAUUGCAGAGCCUUUCAAAGCUACAAGAAUUGAAAACCGUUAA